AAGGGUGAGAUUAGCAUAUUAAUAAGGCUGUUGCUAAUCGCUUACCCUCCCCCUUUCCUCCUCCCUUCAGUCCCCCUCCCCUCCCUCCAAUGAAUCUAGGAAUAGAGACACUGGCAGUCACAUUGCGGCUGGUUGGUCGCCUUCCUUCUGCCUGCUUGUCUAGGGAAAAAGGUGGCCUCGCCUUGAAACAAUCGAAGCAGGAGAAGACCCUUGAAAUGGAAAGACUAUAAGCGCCUUGCUGCCCGAUCGCCAAGGGAGGGGCUCGCUGCUGGAGAGGGGGAGUGAGGGUCUUUUCAGUUUUGGCUUACACCUCUGCACCAAAGUGAAGAAAAGGGACUAACCGGGAUUCCUCCUGCUGCCGCAGCCACCGCCACCAAGCCCUUUCAAGUGGCAGACUUCCCAGCCCUCCCCCAGGAGUCAAUACUACUGGAGAGAGCUGAAUUGGAUCAUUGUAACGCCGGAGCCUGGCACGACCCCUGCACAAUUGUGUGUAUGUGGCUCUUGGAUUUGUCAGGGCAGCAGGCCCGGAAACAAGCAGGUGUUACGUAUAUGGAGAGGAGCGGCUGUAGCCCAUUUCCAAUAUGCUGGGCUAAAGAAUAUGACAGAUACCUAGCAUCUAGCAAAACGAUGGCAGCAGCUUAUCUAGACCCAAACUUGAAUCACACGCCAAGCUCAAGCACAAAAACACACCUCAGUUCUGGGGUGGAACGUUCUCCAGGGACAAUGGAACGGGUCCUGAAGGUUUUCCAUUAUUUUGAAAGCAACAGUGAACCAACAACGUGGGCCAGUAUUAUCCGACAUGGAGAUGCCACAGAUGUUUGGGGCAUAAUUCAAAAGAUAGUGGACUGUCACAAAGUAAAAAAUGUAGCCUGCUUUGGUUUACGACUUAGUCACCUACAGUCUGAGGAAGUUCAUUGGCUGCAUCCGGAUAUGGGGGUCUCAAACGUGAGAGAGAAAUUUGAACUAGGACAUGCACCAGAGGAAUGGAAAUAUGAAUUGCGAAUUCGAUACUUACCGAAAGGAUUUCUGAGCCAGUUUACUGAAGAUAAGCCAACGUUAAAUUUUUUAUACCAGCAGGUGAAAAAUGACUAUAUGCUAGAGAUAGCAGAUCAGGUGGACCAGGAAAUUGCCUUGAAGCUAGGUUGCCUUGAAAUCCGGAGAUCAUACUGCGAAAUGAGAGGCAACGCAUUGGAUAAGAAGUCAAACUAUGAAGUCUUAGAGAAAGAUGUCGGUUUGAGAAGAUUUUUUCCAAAGAGUUUACUGGAUUCAGUAAAGGCCAAAAAUCUUCGAAAAAUGAUUCAGCAAACGUUUCGACAAUUUGCCAAUCUCAAUAGAGAAGAAAGUAUUUUGAAAUUCUUUGAGAUUCUCUCACCAGUAUACCGAUUCGAUAAGGAAUGCUUCAAGUGUGCCCUUGGAUCUAGCUGGAUUAUUUCAGUGGAAUUGGCCAUCGGUCCAGAAGAAGGAAUCAGCUAUCUUACAGACAAAGGCUCUAAUCCUACCCAUUUGGCAGAUUUCCAUCAAGUACAGACCAUUCAGUAUUCAACUAAUGAAGACAAGGACAGAAAAGGAAUGCUGCAAAUGAAAAUUGCUGGAGCACCAGAGCCUCUGACAGUGACGGCACCAACCUUAACCAUUGCAGAGAACAUGGCUGACUUGAUAGAUGGCUAUUGCCGACUGGUCACGGGGGCGACACAGUCUUUUAUCAUCCGACCCCAGAAAGAAGGCGAAAGAGCUUUACCAUCCAUACCAAAGCUGGCCAACAACGAAAAGCAAGGAAUACGAUCACAUACCGUCUCUGUAUCAGAAACUGAUGACUAUGCAGAGAUCAUAGAUGAAGAAGAUACGUACACCAUGCCUUCAACCAGGGAUUAUGAGAUUCAAAGAGAGCGGAUUGAACUGGGACGCUGCAUCGGUGAAGGGCAGUUUGGCGAUGUCCACCAAGGAGUUUAUGUCACUCCAGAAAACCCGGCCAUGGCAGUUGCAAUCAAAACGUGCAAAAACUGUACCUCGGACAGCAUAAGAGAGAAAUUCUUGCAAGAAGCCUUAACGAUGCGUCAGUUUGAUCACCCUCACAUUGUGAAGCUGAUUGGCGUUAUUACGGAAAAUCCCGUCUGGAUCAUUAUGGAGCUCUGUACCCAGGGAGAGCUGAGAUCGUUUCUGCAAGUCAGAAAAUACAGCUUGGAUCUGGCAUCCUUGAUACUUUAUGCUUACCAACUUAGCACAGCACUGGCCUACUUAGAGAGCAAACGGUUUGUACAUAGGGAUAUUGCUGCUAGAAAUGUGCUAGUGUCCUCUACAGAUUGUGUGAAACUAGGUGAUUUUGGUUUGUCUCGAUAUAUGGAAGAUAGCACAUAUUAUAAAGCUUCAAAAGGAAAAUUGCCCAUCAAGUGGAUGGCCCCAGAAUCCAUCAACUUCCGACGUUUUACCUCAGCCAGUGAUGUCUGGAUGUUUGGUGUAUGCAUGUGGGAAAUCUUAAUGCACGGCAUCAAGCCUUUUCAAGGAGUGAAGAACAAUGACGUGAUUGGCCGGAUCGAAAACGGCGAGCGGUUGCCGAUGCCGCCCAACUGCCCGCCUACUCUCUACAGCCUCAUGACCAAAUGUUGGGCUUACGAUCCCAGCAGGCGACCACGAUUUACAGAACUGAAGGCUCAGCUGAAUACGAUCCUGGAGGAGGAGAAGCUGCAGCAGGAAGAACGAAUAAGGAUGGAAUCCAGGCGACAAGUCACCGUGUCCUGGGAUUCUGGAGGGUCGGAUGAAGCUCCUCCCAAGCCCAGCAGACCCGGUUAUCCUAGUCCAAGAUCAAGUGAAGGAUUUUAUCCCAGUCCACAGCACAUGAUACAGCCCAAUCACUACCAGGUUUCAGGCUAUCCCGGUUCCCAUGGAAUUCCAACCCUGGCAGGUAGCAUUUAUCCAGGACAAGCCUCUCUUUUGGAUCAGACAGAUUCCUGGAACCAUCGGUCUCAAGAAAUAUCCGUGUGGCAACCCAACAUGGAGGAUACUGGCAGUUUGGAUAUGCGCGGGAUGGGACAGGUCCUACCAGCACAUCUAAUGGAAGAGAGAUUGAUACGACAGCAACAAGAAAUGGAGGAAGACCAAAGAUGGUUGGAAAAGGAGGAGAGAUUUCUGAAACCCGAUGUGAGGCUGUCGAGAGGGAGCAUUGAUCGAGAGGACGGAGGACUCCAGGGUCCGGCUUCCAACCAGCACAUUUAUCAGCCUGUGGGCAAACCAGAUCAUGCUGCCCCACCCAAAAAGCCACCACGCCCCGGAGCUCCCAGCCACUUGGGCAGCCUUGCCAGCCUCAACAGCCCCGUGGACAGCUACAACGAAGGGGUUAAGCCAUGGCGGAUUCAGCCUCAGGAGAUCAGCCCUCCUCCAACUGCCAACUUGGACCGCUCAAACGAUAAAGUGUAUGAGAACGUCACCGGCCUGGUAAAGGCGGUUAUAGAAAUGUCUAGCAAAAUCCAGCCAGCGCCACCUGAGGAGUAUGUCCCCAUGGUGAAGGAAGUGGGUUUGGCCUUGCGAACUUUAUUGGCAACAGUUGAUGAAACCAUUCUGGUCCUCCCAGCAAGCACUCACAGAGAGAUCGAGAUGGCUCAGAAACUCUUGAAUUCUGACCUGGCGGAGUUGAUUAACAAGAUGAAGCUGGCUCAGCAGUACGUGAUGACUAGUUUGCAGCAAGAAUACAAGAAGCAGAUGCUGACCGCAGCUCACGCCCUCGCAGUAGAUGCCAAAAACUUAUUGGAUGUUAUCGACCAAGCCAGGCUAAAAUCUCUCGGCCAGUCUAGGCCUCACUAGAAGCCGAGAUCAAGGGAUUUUGCAUUUGCAGAAGUUUUGAGAAAGGAUCCUUGCCGAAUAAGCAAAGGGGCAGCAACUCCUUCGGCAGGAAUGAGAGUGGACGGCUCAGCUCAGGAGUAACAACUCGUCGGUUCUCUCAAGUAUUUUUUUUUUUUUUUACAUCAACGCCAAGAAAAAAUCCAAAAACUGAAACAAGGCAACAAAAUCUUAGCAACCCUUUCAGGUUUUUUUGUUUUUCCUUCACGUCAUUCAGAAUGUGAAAUUUUUUUGAGACGAAUUGCUUUUUCUUUCUUCCAAACAACAAAGAAAAACUGACAAAAGGAACUCUUUUUUUUUUUUUUAAACUGCAAAUCCGAAAUCGUGUGAAGAAUUCUGGGACACCCAAGGGCUGAGAAUUCUUUCCAAUGUUAUGAACUGCUGUCGACUGGAACCCUUUUUUUAUUGGAACACUUAAUGAUGCCACACACACACACCCACACACAAAUGCUAAUCACAAUUUACAGAGAUUAAAAAAAAAGCUAUAUUUUCAAAGUAUGUCAUUUCAAGGCAAAUUUUAAAAAAAAAUCAUGUUUUCCUACUUCCAUGUGGAUGUAUGCGAACCAUUAUUGGGACAGAACGUAGCUGUAGAGAACACAAGAACUCUUUGUCUUUUAUCACCAGAAUAACAUGCCCCGCCCCUUUUUUUGUAGGUGUUUUUCCUUCCAAGUAAGAAAUGGAGCUGCAUUUAGAAGUUCUGUAACCAUACAUGUCCCCCCUCCCACCCACCCCCAUUUUUAUAUAAUUUAUAAAGAAAGAUUAAAGCCAUGAUAAAUAUUUUAAAACUGCUUGAAUUCAACUCAUCAAGUGCCUGACUGUGGAACUGUUUUAAGAAUGCAUGUAUAUCCUUUUGCGGGAGAGAAUGAGGCAUUGUUGAAGUCUGCAAAAUUGCAAAUCUUCAAUAAAAGGAGAAAGGAGGUGCCAAA
This is a messenger RNA of Thamnophis elegans (Western terrestrial garter snake), 4757 nucleotides long. RefSeq names its product protein tyrosine kinase 2 (gene PTK2). The record is from RefSeq and is a predicted model, not a curated record. The transcript has 32 exons. Gene Ontology annotation, cellular component: cytoskeleton; focal adhesion. The coding region runs from base 493 to 3795 and encodes 1100 amino acids. Gene Ontology annotation, biological process: signal complex assembly; protein phosphorylation. Lineage: Eukaryota; Metazoa; Chordata; Lepidosauria; Squamata; Natricidae. Gene Ontology annotation, molecular function: ATP binding; protein tyrosine kinase activity.